Messenger RNA from Geodia barretti, 363 nucleotides. NCBI's taxonomy places the organism in Eukaryota, Metazoa, Porifera, Demospongiae, Tetractinellida, Geodiidae. The record is from the annotation of a GenBank genome assembly.
GCAUCACGUGGUUUUUCUACAUGUGUAUACAGGGGUGCAGGAGCCUGCACAGCCGCAGCAUUCCUCAAGGAGUUUGUUGAGGUGAAGCGAUGGGCUCAUCUGGAUAUAGCUGGAGUGAUGGAAAGCCAUGGAGAGUGGCCUUUUCUUGACAAGGGAAUGUCAGGGAGACCCACCAGAACUAUAGUGCAAUUUCUACAGAACUCGGCAUAGUUUCUUCAGGUGUCUUAUAUUUGAUGUACAAAUUGUGUGACAGAAAGUUUGAAACCCAAACCAGUGCCUAUUAUAGUCCGCGCAUGCAUGGCCUACCACUGAACAAUUUUCGUUCAUGUGGCACCCAAUAUCACGUACUCUUUUAAUCGGAUA